Messenger RNA from Cinclus cinclus, 3846 nucleotides. RefSeq names its product Abelson helper integration site 1 (gene AHI1). The record is from RefSeq and is a predicted model, not a curated record. Gene Ontology annotation, biological process: motile cilium assembly. Gene Ontology annotation, molecular function: protein binding. Gene Ontology annotation, cellular component: ciliary basal body. Bases 1 to 3846 code for a protein of 1281 amino acids. The transcript has 25 exons. NCBI's taxonomy places the organism in Eukaryota, Metazoa, Chordata, Aves, Passeriformes, Cinclidae.
AUGCGCAUCUGGAUGCGCAUCACAUCCUCGUUGGAUAAUUCCGUCGUUUAUUUCUGGUGGCUGGACUAUGUCACUGUUCCAGAUAGCAAAUCAUACUCUCAAUUUCUUUUUGCAGUUGAAAGUGAGGCAAAGGCAAUAACCAAAGUGCGCUUUGAGGAAAUCUUCAGACGCCAUGCUGGCCUAGCAGACAUAAAGAAAUCUAAGAAAAAGAAAUUUGACUCUCAAGAGAGCAUUGUGCUUGGUACCUUUAGAAGUAAUAUUGAUCUAUCUAAGGAAAGUGUGAAUGAUGAAGCAAUUAUAAACAACACAUAUUAUCCUGAAGAAGAGAGCCCAAGAUUUACAAAAAAUAAAUUGAGAGAGAAAGCGUCAAUUGCAAAGAAAAUAAACAAUGAUGUUGUUAGUGGAGAAGAGAAUGAGCAGCCAAAGUCAAACAGGAAGAAAAAGAAAUCACUGUUACAAGAACAAUUUAAUGAGGAGGAAGAUUUAUAUGAAGGUAAAUUGGGGAGUUUUGAAGGAAAGACUAAUGAUUUUCCAAAGAAGAAAACAAAAAGUAAAUCACAAACAGAUGUAUCUCAUCAAGAUGGUGAUAGAAAGAUCAAAAAUUCCUUGACUGAAGUGAGAAAUGUAACUGAAUUAGAAGAGGAAGAGCAGCUAAUUCAAGCCUAUCAGCUGCAUGUGGCUGAGGAAGAGGCAAAUGCAAUUAAAAAGAAAAUGAGAAAGAAACUUAAAGAACAGAUGGACUCUACCGCCACUGUUCAAAGGCAUGAAGUUGCACUGAAUAAUGAAGUGGGCAAAAAGAAGAAAAAGAAGAAAGAGCAAGCAGUUUUAAGUGAAGCUGAAACAAGUGCAAUGUCCCUUUCUGAGCUGCAGCAUCAUCAUCCAGAAGAAGGUGGCAGUGAAAGUCAGUCGCCUGAAAGACUAUUUACAUCAGAAAGACAGAAACUGAAGGAAAGGAUGGAUAAACAGAAACCUAAAGCCAAGAAGGUUAAGAAGAAAACCAGAAAAGAAGAAACCAUGGAAGUUGCUGGAGAAAAUGAUGAGGAAAUGAAGAAUUCAGGAAUUUCAACUCAGUCUCAAUCUGGUUUUGGCGAUGAUCUUGUUUUGGGAGUUUAUAUCCAUCGAUCGGAUCGACUUAAAAUUGAUCACUUGGUAUCUCAUCCUGUGGUUAAAAUCCAUAUUGUUGAUCAGAGAAGUGGCUUAUAUGUGAAGAAGGAUUAUAGCAAGAAGGAAGAUUCAUCUUGUGAACAAGAAGAAAUAGAGCACAUUCUUCCUAGAAUGACACAACCAUGUGACUUUAGAAAGUCUAAAUCAACAAUUCCAGAGUGGGAAGAGCAAGUAAUAUUUAAUGAGUGUUUUACUUAUUUUAUUCAAAACACUGAGGAAAACCCUCAGGUUAUCCUGUUUUUUGAGGUCCUUGAUUCUCCAAGUGUGCAUGAACUGAGAGCCAGCUCUGAUGUAAAAAUUCAGGAAGGUCAUUACCGAAAAAUUUGUUGGGCAUUUCUAAAGCUUGUAGGUGCAAAUGGAGUUCUAAACGUUGGUGGUAAACUUCGUCUGCAAUUAUAUUACCCACCUUUAAGGACCAAGUCACAUUCAAAUGUUGUUGAGGUUUAUGACUGGUGGGCGAAAUGUCCUAGAAAUCGUUACCCAUCAACUUUAUACGUAACUGUAAACGGCCUAAAGCUACCAGAUCAUGUUGGUCCUUCUUUUCACUCUAUGGCAGCUGUUCAACAGGAACAAAGUAAUACAGCACUGUCAGAGCUCCAGAGAGAAGGAUGUGAACCUUCUUUAGAGGAGAAAAAGGAGCCAUUUAAAUGGUCAAGAUUACCUGGACAGGCUUGCCGCAUUCCCAACAAGCACCUGUUUUCCCUGCGAGGUGGAGAUAUGGGCUGCUUCUGUAUCCGCUUCUCUCAUGAUGGGAGAAUGCUGGCAGCAGCAUGUGCAGGAAGGAAUGGCUAUCCCAUUGCUUUAUAUGAAAUUCCUUCUGGACAAUUCCUGAGAGAAUUUUAUGGUCACCUUAACAUAGUGUAUGAUCUUUGUUGGUCAAAAGACAAUCAAUACCUUCUUACUGCUUCUUCUGAUGGCACUGUCAGAAUGUGGAAAAUAGAAUUGAAGGCAGCAUCUGCAGUGAGAGUUUUCCCUCAUCCUUCAUUUGUCUACACUGCCAAGUACCACCCAGUUGCUGACUUGUUGGUUGUGACAGGAUGUUACGACUCAGUGAUUAGAAUCUGGAAUGCAAAUGUGAAAGAAAUCCAUGGGCAGCUGCUACAGGAGCUUGAUGGCCAUAAAAGUUUCAUCAACACACUUUGUUUUGAUGCAGAAGGACACCACAUGUUCUCAGGAGAUAGUUCAGGACUGAUAAUAGUUUGGGAUACACCUGUCAAAGGAAGUUCUCCACACCUUUUUCAACACUGGAAGAUCAAUAAGGAAAUAAAAGAAAAUGAUAUUAAAGGAACACCAAUAAAUCAUUUGGAAGUGCAUCCGAAUGGAAGGCAUUUAUUAAUCCAUGCCAAAGACAGUACCCUGAGAAUUAUGGAUCUCAGAAUCUUGGCUACAAAGAAAUAUGUGGGUGCCACAAAUUACAGAGAAAAGAUUCACAGCACCUUAACACCAUGUGGUACAUUCCUGUUUUCAGGAAGUGAAGAUGGAAAGGCUUAUGUUUGGAAUCCAGAAACAGGAGAUCAGGUGGCCAUAUAUACUGAACUCUCCUUCACAUCUCCCCUUCGUGAUGUUGCCUUUCAUCCACACGAACACAUGGUGUCUUUUUGUGCCUUUGGUCAAAACCAUCCAAUUCUUGUAUACAUUUAUGAUUAUAAAGUUGCACAACAGGAAGCUGAACUUGUAAGAGAUCUCAGUUCAUCACUUACCACAGCUGCACCAAGAGGGCCACACUUCUUUAGCAGUUUUUCUGAAAUUCCUGUACAAAAAAACUCAGUGAUGUCUCCAGCAGAUCAAUUUGUCACUAAUGCAAGAGCAUCAAUGAGAAUGCAGAAGGUGAAACAAAAACUUGAUUCUGUUAUGGCAAACUCAAAUCUCUUGCUUCCUGCACCAUCAUCUCUGUCACCACACUCCAAGCUAAGACUACCAGGUAGUCUGAGUACUCCACUGAAUCCUCUGUAUUCUUUCACUGCUGAAAGUGGGUGCUUCAGCCCAGUAGGAAAUCCUCUUAGUCGAACACUAUUGGGUAGACUACAGAAGAAUGAUGACAGCCUGGCUGCACUGGGAGUGGGAAGAGGAAACAGUUGUCCACCCGGGCAAGAGACAGUAGUGGCUCUUUAUGACUACACAGCGCAUCGAUCAGAUGAGCUAACCAUCCAUCGCAGUGACAUUAUCCAAGUGUUAUACAAAGAUAAUGAUAACUGGUGGUUUGGCAGCCUAGCAAAUGGACAGCAAGGCUAUUUUCCAGCUAAUUAUGUGGCUGGUGAAAAAGAAUAUGAAGAACAACCUUCAGGAUUAGUACCAGAUUCUACUCCUCUCCUACCAGAAGGACCAACAGAAGCAGAGGAAGGUUCUCUGACACUAGAUAAGAUGUCACCAGUCACCAGUAAGUCAGCGGACCUGAAAUUUAUUUCCAAACAUGACACAGAUAGAGAUUCACCUGCAACACAAGGUACAAAGAAAAAGAAGAAAAGGAUACAAAGGAAUGAGAGAGAAAAUCUGCACAACUUAAUGAGUGUCGAUACUCCUCUGUCAUCAGUUGCAACUAAUGGUGUUGAAAACGAACCUACAUCCCGUGGGGAUGUGGAAUUGAAGAAGAAGAAGAAAAAGGCAGCAAGAGGCUCAAACUUAAGCACAAAUGGAAGGACAAAUAUUGCCUUUGAGCCCGAAUGCCGUGACGCAGAGGCAUAA